CCGCCGCCCCCCGCCGCCCCCCGCCCGCAGCGCAGACUGAGACUAAUUAUGGAAGAGAAAUCCAAACAAUGACAGAAAAGAAUUAGUUUUCUUCUUCUAGGACAGUCAUGUUGGAAGGAUUGGUAGCCUGGGUCCUCAACACCUACCUGGGCAAAUAUGUCAAUAACCUGAACACAGACCAACUUUCAGUGGCACUUCUAAAGGGUGCUGUUGAAUUGGAAAACUUGCCACUAAAAAAAGAUGCCUUAAAGGAGCUGGAAUUACCAUUUGAAGUAAAGGCAGGUUUCAUUGGCAAAAUAACACUACAGAUCCCUUUUUAUCGUCCACAUGUGGAUCCAUGGGUGAUAUCUGUCUCAAAACUGCACUUAAUUGGUGCACCAGAAAAAAGAGAAGAGUUUGAUGAGGAAAGGGAAAAGUUGCAAGAAAGAGAACACAAGAAAGCCCUUCUGCUGGCACUUGAAGAAAAAUGGAAGAAAGAGCAACAACAGAAAGGGGAGUCUUACUGGUACUCAGUUACUGCAUCUGUAGUCACGAGAAUUGUAGAAAACAUUGAAUUAAAAAUCCAGGAUGUGCAUUUGAGGUUUGAAGAUGGUGUCACAAAUCCCUCACAGCCGUUUGCAUUUGGCAUCUGCAUCAAAAAUGUCUCCAUGCAAAAUGCCGUGUUUGAACCAGUGGAGAAGCUGAUGCGGAAAAAACAGAUGGAUGUUGGUGAUUUCAGUGUUUAUUGGGAUACUAGUUGCACUUUACUGGGUGACCUGCCUCCUGGUGAGCUACAGGAAGCAAUGGACAGAAGUAUGGAAAGUCGUGAUCAUAAUUACAUCAUGGAGCCUGUCUGCACUUCUGCUCUUCUCAAGAGAAAUUGUUCUAAGGAGCCUUUAAGAUCCCGGCAUACUCCGCGGCUGGAAUGUGACAUUCAGCUUGAGACGAUACCCCUGAAGCUCUCCCAGAUGCAGUAUCAGCAGAUCAUAGGAUUUUUAAAGGAACUGGCUAGAAAGGAGCGACAGCUUAAAUACAGGAAGUGGAAACCAAAGGUUACAGUAACAGAAAACUGCCGGGAAUGGUGGAUCUUUGCCCUGAAUGCAAAUCUUUCGGAGAUCAGGGAGCAGAGGCAACGUUCCACCUGGGCAUUUGCCCUGCAUCGGGCCCGGGACGCGGUGUCCUACACGGACAUGUACUACAGCAAGCUGAAGGGGGAGCCACUGUCUGCUGCAGACCAGGCAGAACUGCAACGUAUUGAGGAUGAGCUGACUUAUGAGGAGUUGAAGGUUCUGUAUGAGAUAGUUCAUAAUAAAUUUCAUGACUUAGCUGAGAGUGUUAAAGAGCCCUUCCCUGAUUGCACUGGAGGCUCCCCUCCGGCAGAACCCGCCCGUGACAGCAGCUCUGGGAUGCUGCAGUACCUGCAGUCGUGGUUUCCUGGCUGGGGAGGUUGGUAUGGAUAUGCUCAGCAGACAUAUGAAGGUGAACCUUUUGAAGGGCUGCUGCCAGACCCGAAGGAACAGUGGAAUCCAGAAGACAUACUGGGCACGGAUGAAUUUUUUGAUCCUGCUGCAGAUGCUUCCAGCAUGAAUACCUUUACCAAGAGAGAUCAUGUUUUUGCUAAAUUAAAUCUACAGCUGCAGGGUGGCUCUUUCACUCUGUUGCAUAGGAAGAAAAAGGUAUUGCGUGCUGAAGAGACUGCUUUUAUGCAGCUGGAGUUUUCAGGUGUAAAGAUCUUGGCAGAAUCCCUUCCUCGCAGAAAGUCUUCCCUUCUCAAAAUUCAGCUUGGUGGUCUUUUCUUGAGGGAUUUGGCAACAGAAGGGACCAUAUUUCCAGUUCUUGUUUUUCCAAAUCCUCAAAAAGAGGUUGGCUGCAUGUCUUCCUUUGGACUCCAGAGUUUGUCCUCAGAAAUGACUAAUCAGAACACUGAUCCUGAUGCCCCAGUAUUUGAGAUGCUUUAUGAAAGAAAUCCAAUUCACAGCACCUUUGAGAGGCGCCUGGAAGUCAGUACCAGACCACUAAAUAUUAUUUACAAUCCACAAGCCAUUAAGAAAGUAGCAGACUUCUUCUACAAGGGAAGGGUUCAUACCUCAGGUUUUGGUUAUCAGUCUGAAUUAGAGGCAAGAGUGGCUGAAGCUGCCAGAAGACAGUACAACAAGCUGAAAAUGCAGACAAAAGCUGAAAUCAGACAAACAAUCGAUCGUUUAUUAGUUGGAGACUUCAUUGAAAACAGCAAAAGCUGGAUCGUGUGCCUUGAUAUCUCUGCCCCUCAGGUGAUCUUUCCUGAUGAUUUCAAGUUUGUGGAUCCCGUGUUAGUUGUUGUAGAUCUGGGAAGAAUAUUACUCACAAAUUCUCAAGAAGAUUCUAAGAGGAGUGCAGGUGCCAUUUCUUCAGAAGUCAAUGAAUUGAGUGAUGAAGAAUAUAAAACACCUCUUGCAACUCCUCCCAAUACCCCACCGCCAGAAUCCAACACCAAUAGUGGCAUCAAAAUGUCUGAAUUUACUGGAGUAGAAAUAAGUGAAGAGCAGCUACAGGCACAUUUAAUGAGUAAAAAAAUGUAUGAGAGAUACACGCUUUCUUUUAUGGACCUUCAGAUCAUGGUGGGCCGAGUGAAAGACAACUGGAAACACGUUCAGGAUAGUGAUGUGGGUCCAACUCAUGUGGUAGAAAAAUUCAAUGUUCACCUGCAGCUGGAGCACAGACUAAUAUACACAUCUGACCCAAAAUACCCAGGAGCUGUCUUGUCUGGCAACUUGCCAGACUUGAAAAUUCACAUCAAUGAAGACAAAAUGCUGGCUUUGAGGAACUGUUUGACACAGCUGAGUACGUCUGAAGCUAAGUCUUCAGAUGCCCUACAUUUAGGGAAAGACAAGAUUUUUGCAGAGGUAGACCAGUUUGGCAGUUUGCACGAUUCUGUAAUGAAUCUAACACAGAGUGUUGUCAUGCUCGAGCAGCACACCCGGGAAGUUCUUGUUGAAUCCCAGCUGCUUUUGGCUGAGUUCAAAGUCAACUGUAUGCAGUUGGGUGUUGAGAGUAAUGGGCGAUACAUCUCUGUGCUCAAGGUUUUUGGUACCAAUGCCCAUUUUGUGAAAAGGCCUUAUGAUGCAGAGGUGUCCCUGACUGUCCAUGGCCUGUUACUGGUUGAUACUAUGCAAACAUAUGGAACAGAUUUUGAUCUUUUGAUGGCUUCUCAUAAGAACUUGAGCUUUUAUGUACCAACAGGAAGCCUUCGAGACAGCAGGGCUCAGUCCCCAGUCUCGGGAUCACAAGAUACACAUCCCAUUGAUGUUGCUGGUUUGGCAGAGAGAUGCAGUACAGCCUCCAACACCUCACCCAGUAACAAUGGAAAAGAUCAAGAGGCCUUGAUAAAAUUGGAGUAUCAGUUUGUGAGUGCAGAAUGCCCAUCGAUGAACUUGGAUAGCAGUCUGCAGGUGAUCUCUUUACAGGUGAACAACCUGGAUAUCAUCCUUAACCCAGAGACUAUUGUUGAACUGAUUGGGUUUCUCCAGAAAUCUUUCCCCAAGGAGAAAGAAGAUUCUAGUCCUCAGCCUUUAAUAGCCGACUUGGAGAGAGGUUGGAGGGAGCAGGAAACAUUCCAGUCUACUUAUGCACAGAACACAGAGGUAGCAGUUGAUAUUCACUGGUUAAAUGUACUCCUCCUCAGGACAGUUGCCAUGACAAAUGGAGAAAAAUACGGCAGAAAAAUUGCAACAGCCAGUAUUGGUGGCACCAAAGUCAAUGUCUCCAUGUGUAGUAAACUGGAUGUGAGUGGCUCUCUUGGAUGCCUUCACCUUGUGGAUCUGAUCCAAGACAAUGUAAAGAACCAGUAUGUGGUGAGCAUAGGGAGCACAGGGAGGUGUGAAAAUCUCAUUGGCAAUGUAAAUUUCUUUGAAUCUUUAUUCUUUAGGCUUGAUGAUGGAAAUAGCCUUCCAGAUGCUUUAAGUUUCACUUUCACAGAAAAGUCGAAAGAGGAGUGUUCUCUCAACCUCAAAAUGGCCUCCUUACACUACAACCACUCAGCCAAAUUUUUGAAAGAACUGACGUUGUCCAUGGAUGAGCUGGAAGAGAAUUUCCGCAGCAUGUUGAAAAGUGCAGCUUCAAAAGUUACAACAGUCUUGGCAACUAAAACUGCUGAAUACAGUGAAAUGGUUUCUUUGUUUGAUACCACACCACGAUCAAGAGAUGUUGCCAGUGCAGAAGAUAACGAAGGCGGCACAUUUGGAUCACAGUCCCUCAAAGCUGAUACUAUCAAGCUUAUAUUAAAUGUAAACAUUGAAUCUCCAAUUGUCUCCAUACCUCGAAAGCCUGGUAGCUCUGAACUGCUUGUAGGUCAUCUAGGACAAAUAUCUAUUCAGAAUUUUGUUCCGGGAGAAGAUGAGUCUACAAGUGAUAGGCUGCAAGUUGAAAUUAAAGAUAUUAAGAUGUAUUCAUUAAAUAGUAGUCAAUUUACAAACAAGAAGGAGCCUGCAAGUGGGACACCCCGAGGGCCACAUUCUUCAUCAGGUCCUGCGAGCACCAACAGCCAGGAAGAAUCUCAUUUUACUCGUCAUGACUUCUUUGAAUCACUACAUAAAGGUCAUGCUUUCCACAUUCUGAAUAACACCACGAUCCAGUUUAAAUUGGAAAAGAUACCACUAGAGAAAGAUUUGGAUUUAACUUUUCCUCUGUGUAAUGAAGACUUUGGAAUAUCAAGCAUUAUGAAAAUUGAAGGGAAAUUUGUGAACCCUCUUCAGGUGGUGUUAGCAAAACAUGUAUAUGAACAAGUCCUUCAGACUCUGGAUAAUUUAAUUUACAGUGAAGACUUGAACAAAUUUUCAGCCACUUCUGUAUCUCCAACUAGUCUUAGUUCUCCUUCAGCAUCACUUCAUAGUACAGGCACAGAAUUCUUGAGUGAACGGAAGGAAAAUGGCUUAUUCAGCCACUCUAGUUUUAAUUCUGUUCCAAACAAGCCCUUAGCUAUCAGGGAAACAAAAUCUUUUACUCAAAUUCAAGCAAACUUUCACAUCUCAGAGCUCCAGGUUCAGUUAAGUGGUGAUCUCACACUUGGGGCACAAGAUCUUGUCAGCCUUAAAUUUCAGGAUUUUGAUGUUGAGUUUGCCAAAGAUCACCCUCAAACCUUGUCCAUUCAGAUUGCCUUGCGUUCCCUGCUGAUGGAAGAUCUCUUGGAAAAGAAACCAGACUCUAAGUAUAAGAACCUCAUGGUGUCCCAUGGAGCACCCAAACCAUCCAGUUUAGCACAUAAGGAAUAUCUUUCACAGUCCUGUCCCUCAGUAUCCAAUGCAGAAUAUCCAGACAUGCCACGUUCCCUCCCUUCCCAUAUGGAAGAAGCACCUAAUGUCUUUCAGCUGUACCAAAGACCAGUUUGUGCCUCCCGUAAGAAGCAAAAAGAAGAUGCUGAUUCUGAGUAUCCUCUGACUCCACCUCCUUCUCCAUCAGCAGACAGAUCCAAGUUGCCCAGUGGAAAAAGUAACUUUGAUGAUUCAUUAGUUCAUAUCAAUAUAUUUCUGGUGGAUAGGAAACAUCCUGAAUUUUCUUCUCGCUAUAACAAUAUUAACCGUAGUGUAGAUGUUGAUUUUAAUUGUCUAGAUGUGUUAAUAACUUUGCAAACUUGGGUAGUAAUAUUAGAUUUCUUUGGGAUUGGAUCCACUGCUGAUAACCAUGCUAUGAAGCCGCAGCCUGAAGAUACUCAGCAGACAAUCAAAGCAGAAAUAAAUUCCUUGUCAGCUUCUCAAGUCCAAGAGCCUGUAAACACUAAACUGGAUCUAAAGGUCCAUUCUUUAUCCUUAGUCCUGAAUAAGACAACCAGUGAGCUUGCUAAAGCCAGUGUGGCAAAACUUGCAGCUCACUUGGAAGUGAUUGAGGGAGAUUUAGCCUUGCAGGGAAGUAUUGGAAGUCUGUCCUUAAGUGAUCUUACAUCUCAUGGAGAAUUUUACAGAGAACGUUUCACUACAAGUGGUGAAGAGGCACUCAUUUUUCAAAUCUUCAAGUACGGGAGGCCGGACGCGCUGCUGCAGCGGGAGUGCGACGUGCGCGUCAGCCUGCGGAUGGCCUCUGUGCAGUACGUGCACACGCAGCGCUUCCAGGCCGAGGUGGUGUCCUUCAUCCAGCACUUCACUCAGCUCCAAGAUGUCCUGGGGCGGCAGAGAGCAGCAAUUGAAGGACAAACAGUGAGAGAUAAAGCCCAGCGAGCUUCCCGAGUUCUUCUUGACAUUGAGGCUGGGGCUCCUGUUCUGCUUAUACCUGAGAGCUCCAAGUCUAACAGUCUUAUUGUAGCUAAUCUGGGCAAACUGAAAGUGAAGAACAGAUUCCUGUUUGCAGGAAUGCCGGGUACCUUUUCAUUAAAGAACAAGCAGGAUUCGGUUCAAUUUUCCUCUCCUAUGGGAACCCCAAAACACAACAUGAAGAAAACAAGUGCUGAUGAGUCCAAAUUAGCAAUAGAAGGGUUGGUCAUGAAAAAGUCAUCAGGACCAAACAUUUCUAGGCUGAAGAGUGAGCCUGCAGUGAGCACAUCGAGCAAGCAGCAAGGACAGCCAUCGAAGCUGCCUGUUGUCCCAAACCCUGAGAGCCCAGAGGAUCACAUCUGCCUCUUAGACUGCAUUGUAGUUGAUCUGCAGGACAUGGACAUCUUUGCUGCUGAAAGAUACCAGAGAGAGUAUUCCAAGGCUGUGGAAGAUACCAGUGCAGAUUUGAGCUUUCCAUCCUACUUGGUGAGGCAGACAGGAGGGAGCCUGCUGACAGAGCCCUUCAGACUGAAGUUAAAAGUAGAGAGAAAUUUGGACAAAGAGCUGAGUCAUGCUGUUGCAGACAUUUCAAUCCAUGGCAACCUGUCCUCAGUGCACUGCUCUCUGGAUCUGAACAAGUACAAACUGAUCCGUGGGCUGCUGGAGAACAACCUCGGGGAGCCCAUCGAGGAGUUCAUGCGCCCUUAUGACUUGCAGGAUCCAAAAAUUCUUACAGUUUUGAGUGGAGAAGUGUAUACUUCCAUGUCAUUCCUCAUUGACAUGGUUAAUGUGAGCCUGGAACUGAUGGAUCCAAAGGGAAAAGAUGGAUGCAGCUCUUUAGCCAGGUUUGAUUUUAAGAAAUCCAAGUUGCUUUUUGAAAGCUCUUCAGAUGGAACAAAGUCUGUAAAUCUAGUCUCUCAUUCCAUGAUGGCCUUUGACACUCGUUAUGCUGGACAGAAAUAUGCUACAGGCCCCCCAAAUGUCUUCAAUUGCAUCUUUCAGUCAUCAAAGAACACCAGUAGCCCAGGAGCAAUCCAGAUUGAAUUGCAUUUCAGGUCUACUAAGGAUUCCUCCAGUUUCACAGUUGUUCUGAACAAUCUUCGUGUGUUCCUGAUAUUUGACUGGCUGUUACUGGUUCAUGACUUUUUAUGUACUCCUGGAGAUGCCAGGAAGCGGGAAAGUCCCCAUCCGUCCCGGCAGCGAACCUGCAUCAGUGACACGACUGUUGUUCCCAAAACUGUGAAAAGUGGAGUAGUUACCAAACGUUCCUCGCUCCCUGUGACAGCAGAAAAGCAGCUGGAAGUCAAGGUUAAUGUGACAGGAACUGAAUUUGUGGUUGUUGAAGACAUGUCCUGCUUUGAUACCAAUGCAAUUAUUCUGAAGGGAACAACUGUUCUCACUUACAAGCCCAAGUUGUUAGAUCGUCCUUUCUCUGGCAGUUUGUUUGGCAUUGAGGUGUUUUCGUGCCGGUUAGGAAAUGAGCAAGAGACUGCACUGUCAAUUAUUGAUCCAGUACAGAUUCAUAUGGAACUAAUUGGGAAUUCUUCCUACCCAAGUGGUUCAGGACUGCUGGAUGCUUUCAAUAGUGAAGAUUUUCCUCCUAUUCUAGAGAUUCAGUUGCAAGCCCUGGAUAUCAGACUGUCCUACAAUGAUGUUCAACUCUUCUUGGCGAUUGCAAAGUCAAUUCCCCAACAGACAAGUGCAGCUCUGCCUGACUCAAGUGCUGGGAAUGCUGCUGAUCCCUCCAGUUCAGCCCCGGGGCAUGAGAACUCCUUGGCACAUGAAACCAGAGAUGUAUCCAAACGUGUGCUGGAUCCUGUUCUUGAAGUCCAGCUGGCUCGCCUCCAGGAGCUGGGAUUCAGCAUGGAAGAUUGUCGUAAAGCUCUUUUGAUCUGCCAAGGUGACUUGAAAAAAGCAGCAAGUUGGUUGUUUAAGAAUGCUGAACCUCUGAAAUCAGUUUCCCAGACUUCUGGUCGAGAUAGCCAAGGGAUUGUGCCUUUCCAGUUCAUCUCUGGAGUGGAAAUAAAGGCAGAAAGUAUCUGCAUCUGCUUUAUAGAUGACUGCAUGGACUGUGAUGUUCCCCUGGCUGAAAUAACAUUUUCAUGUUUGAAUUUUCUCCAGCAUUUGAGAACCAGCCCUGAAGGCUACGCUCAUUUUACCCUCUCUGGAGAUUAUUACAACCGUGAGCUUUCAGGUUGGGAGCCAUUUAUUGAGCCGUGGCCGUGCUCGGUGUCUUGGCAACAAGAAGCUUCCAGCCGCCUCCAGCCUUCCCGCCUGAAGCUGGAAGUGAAGGCCAAACCACGCCUGGAUAUAAACAUUACCUCUGUUCUCAUAGAGCAAUACACAUGUACCAAGCAGUCCUGGAUGGAAGAUUACUGUAAACAGGACAAAGAAGUGAAUGUAAUCAGCUCAGAAGACUGGAUGGGUUCUUCGGUGGAUCCCCCAUGUUUUGGGCAGAGCCUCCCUCUUGUCUACCUUAGAACUAGGAGUACAGCCAGUUUGACUAACCUAGAGCAUCAGAUCUAUGCUAGAGCUGAAAUGAAGACCCCAAAGCGCAGGCAGCCGUUUGUCCCCUUUGCUCUGAGGAAUCACACUGGGUGCACUCUCUGGUUUGCCACCCUGACUACAACCCCAACCCGGGCUGCGCUGUCUCAUAGUGGGAGUCCAGGUGUUGUUCCUGAGGAAAACGGGACGUUGCUGGGUGAUGCCCAUAAUGUCAGUGAAUGGCAAGAGGUUAUCACUGGGGAAGAGGUUCCGUUUGAGUUUGAAACCAGAGGGAAACUCAGACACAGGCACACACAUGAUCUAAGGAUUCAUCAGUUGCAAGUGAGAGUAAAUGGCUGGGAAGAAGUGAGUCCGGUGUCCGUAGACAAAGUUGGAACAUAUUUCCGAUAUGCUGCACCAGAUAAGAAUUCCUCCUCUUCUACUCUUGGAAGCCCAAUAAGUAGAACAAAUAUAAUACAUCCACAAGUCUAUUUUUCUUCAUUGCCUCCAGUUCGUGUGGUGUUUGAAGUCACCAUGGAGGGGAGUGCCCGGAAGGUGAUAACAGUGCGCUCAGCCUUGAUGCUGAAGAACAAGCUGGAAAUUCCAAUGGAACUGCGCCUGGACAGUCCUUCUGCCCCUGACAAGCCUGUAGUCCUUCCAGCAGUUAUGCCAGGAGAUUCCUUUGCUAUUCCAUUGCAUCUCACAUCCUGGCGUUUGCAAGCCAGGCCCAAAGGAAUGGGAGCCUUCUUCUGUAAGGCUCCUAUUCACUGGACUAAUGUCCAGAAGGCAGCAGAGGUGUGCAGCAGCAAGAGGGAGUGUCAUUCCAUGGAGUCCGAAAACAGCCGAUUCUUCAGGUUUUGUGUGGCUAUAAAGAAAGAAAAUUACCCAGAUUACAUGCCUUCCAGCAUAUUCUCUGACAGUGCUAAGCAGAUUUUCAGGCAGCCUGGGCAUACCAUUUAUCUCCUGCCAACGGUGGUAAUCUGCAAUCUGCUGCCCUGUGAGCUGGAGUUCUACGUGAAGGGUUUGCCCAUCAGUGGGACACUGAAGCCUGGCAAAGAGGCCGCCUUGCACACGGCUGACACAGCCCAGAACAUUGAGCUGGGGGUAUUGCUAGAAAACUUCCCAAUCUGCAAAGAGCUGUUGAUUCCUCCAGGAACACAAAACUACAUGGUGCGGAUGCGAUUGUACGAUGCCAAUAAACGGCUGCUAAAUCUGACCAUACGGAUUGUGUGUCGUGCUGAAGGCUCUCUAAAAAUACUAAUUUCAGCUCCAUAUUGGUUAAUCAACAAAACAGGAUUGCCACUUAUCUUCAGACAAGAUAAUGCAAAAACAGAUGCAGCUGGUCAGUUUGAGGAGCAUGAGCUUGCUAGAAGCCUCAGCCCACUGCUGUUCUGCUAUGCUGAUAAAGAGCAGCCAAACUUUUGUACAAUGCGGGUUGGAAAAGGAAUCCAUCCUGAAGGUAUGCCUGGCUGGUGCCAGGGUUUCUCCCUGGAUGGUGGUAGUGGUGUCAGAGCCCUCAAGGUGAUCCAGCAUGGAAACCGGCCAGGCCUCAUCUACAACAUUGGUAUUGAUGUUAAAAAAGGCAGAGGCCGUUACAUUGACACCUGCAUGGUCACCUUUGCUCCCCGGUAUCUGUUAGACAAUAAAUCAAGCUACAGACUGGCCUUUGUUCAGCGGGAAUUUGCCCGAGGUCAGGGAACAUCCAAUCCUGAUGGCUACAUCUCCACCCUGCCUGGUUCCAGUGUUGUGUUCCACUGGCCACGGAAUGAUUAUGAUCAGCUGUUGUGUGUGAGGCUGAUGGAUGUCCCAAACUGCAUUUGGUCCGGGGGCUUUGAAGUCAACAAGAACAAUUCGUUCCACAUUAAUAUGAGGGACACCCUGGGAAAAUGUUAUUUCUUAAGAGUAGAAAUUACCCUUCAAGGAGCCACGUAUCGCAUUGCGUUCAGCGACACCGACCAGUUACCGCCACCUUUCCGCAUUGACAAUUUCUCCAAGGUCCCAGUUGUGUUUAAGCAGCACGGGGUGGUGGAGCCCAGGCUGUCCACUGAUGUGAAGCCCAUGACCUCUCUGGAUUACGCAUGGGAUGAGCCAGUCCUGCCUCCCUUCAUCACACUGACAGUGAAAGGAGCAGGCUCCUCAGAAGUUGUCUGCUGCAUGAAUGACUUCCAAGACAGCAAACAACUUUACUAUGAAAACUUCAUCUAUAUUGCUGCUACAUAUACUUUCUCAGGGUUACAGGAGCCAAGUGUAAGACCAGUUACUUCAAAUAAGGAUGCUGCAAAUGCAGAGCUUGUCCUCGAUGUUUCUUCAAAGACUCAACGAGUUUUGCUGAAAAAGAAGGAGCCGGGAAAGCGAUCCCAGCUCUGGAGGAUGACGGACUCAGGAAUGCUUUGCCAUGAAGGUUCUUCAGUUCCUCAUAACCCCCACAAACCUUCUCCUCGCUCCGAGGACUCCAGUAUGAUUUUAGAUAUUGCAGGCCUAGCAGCUGUCACAAAUAACAGGUACGAGCCCCUGAUGCUGAGAAGGCCGGAUCGGCGGCGCAGCACGACCCAGACGUGGAGCUUUCAGGAUGGGAAGCUGACCUGUGGUAUCCAUGGGCUUGUUGUCCAAGCAAAGGGAGGAAUACAGGGUCUUCAUGAUGGAGCUGAAGUUGUUCUAGGUCCUGAUAACUCACUUGAACUUUUGGGGCCAGUUCCACCUGAACAGCAGUUCACAAACCAAAAGAUGAGGCCUGGCUCAGGAGUACUGGCUGUGAGAGUCAUGCCAGAUGGGCCAACUAGAGUUCUGCAGAUAACUGAUUGUAACCAACGUAGAAAUGAUCGUUCAUUCAGUGAAGGAGAACAACUUCCAGUUACGGAACAAGACCUGCGCAAGUUCAAAAAUCCAGACACAGAGCAGGAAUUAGAAGUGCUUGUGAAACUGGAAGGUGGAAUAGGAUUGUCUUUGGUCAACAAAGUCCCUGAAGAGCUUGUUUUUGCAAGCCUCACCAGCAUUAAUGUCCACUACACUCAGCUCUCGACUGGUCAGGUGCUAGAGCUCAGUGUGCAUGAUAUACAGGUGGACAACCAACUUAUUGGCACCACACAGCCUUUUAUGCUCUUUCUGACACCCAGUAUGAGUGAGAAUGGGCCCCUGGACCCUGCACCUGCUGUACAAGUCAAUGCCAUGAAAUUUCCCAGCAAAAAUGCCCUGACUGAUAUAUACAAGCAUCUGAUGAUCACUGCCCGAAAGUUCACAGUUCAAAUUGAGGAGAAACUACUUCUGAAGCUAUUGAGUUUCUUUGGCUACGGCCAGUCGGAAUCAGAGGUUGAAAAGUAUGAUGAAAACCUCCAUGAGAAGGUUGUUGAACAAGGCGGAGCACAAAAACGAUACUACUUUGAAAAUCUGAAAAUCAGUGUGCCUCAAAUCAAGUUGAGUGUCUUCACUUCCAACAAGCUCCCUUUGGAUCUCAAGGCAUUGAAAAGCACACUGGGGUUCCCUCUGAUCCGAUUUGAAGAUGCUGUGAUUAAUCUGGAUCCUUUCACUCGGGUCCAUCCAUAUGAAACUCAGGAGUUCAUCAUUAAUGACAUUCUGAAACACUUCCAGGAGGAGCUGCUGAGUCAGGCAGCCAGUAUUCUAGGUUCUGUGGAUUUCCUUGGCAACCCUAUGGGUCUACUGAAUGAUGUUUCAGAAGGCUUUACUGGACUUAUAAAGUACGGCAAUGUGGGUGGUCUCAUCAGAAAUGUCACUCAUGGAGUAUCAAACUCUGCUGCAAAGUUUGCUGGGACGUUGUCGGAUGGUUUGGGAAAGAUCAUGGAUAACAGACAUCAGACAGAGCGGGAAUACAUCCGAUAUCAUGCUGCAACCAGUGGAGAGCACCUUGUAGCUGGAAUCCAUGGACUUGCACAUGGUAUCGUUGGAGGAUUGACAAGUGUCAUAACAUCGACAGUGGAAGGUGUGAAAACGGAAGGAGGGGUCAGUGGUUUCAUAUCUGGCCUGGGCAAGGGGCUGGUGGGCACUGUCACCAAACCUGUGGCAGGAGCACUGGACUUCGCGUCGGAAACCGCGCAGGCACUGAGGGACACCACGACCCUGAGAGGCCCCAGGACCAAGGCGGAGCGAGUGCGGAAGCCCCGGUGCUGCAGGGGACCCCAGGGGCUCCUGCCCCGCUACCUGGAGAGCCAAGCAGAGGGACAGGAGCAGCUCUUCAAACUGACAGACAACAUCCAGGAUGAGUUUUUCAUCGCCGUGGAAAACAUCGACAGCUACUGUGUGCUCAUCUCCUCCAAGGCCGUGUAUUUCCUGAAGAGUGGAGAUUGCACAGACAGGGAUUCCAUCUUCCUGGAGGUCAGGUAUGACGACCUGUACCACUGCCUGGUGUCCAAGGACCACGGGAACGUGUACAUCCAGCUCACCAAGAAGGCAGUGAGCACGAGCAGCGGCCUGGCCAUGCCGGGCCCCUCCCAGCAGCGGCCCAUGGUGAAAGUGAAAUCAGAAGCUCUGGCAGUAAAGGUGUCCCAAGAAAUCAACUAUGCAAAGAGCCUUUAUUAUGAGCAGCAGCUGAUGCUGAGACUUAGUGAAAAUCAAGAGCAACUCGAGCUGGACUCUUGAAAAUCCAUUUCCUCACUGCCAGAAAGAGCUGCAAGUACCAGGCUGGAGCCAGGACUGUGUGACUAGAGAAGGAAAAAAUACAAUUUUAGUAUUUAGAGAAAACAAAAGAGGUGGCUUUUCUUUUUUAAGCACUAGCUGUAUAACAGAGGUGUAGCUGACACAGCUUUGGGUCUGGGAGAAGCCCUGUAUUUUGCUAACAUGUAUAUAUGUACAAGUGUCCAUGUAAAUAUGCCGGGCAGCGGGUGUUGGUAUAAAUAUGAGUCUGUUUACUGUGUAAAGAAAUUAAAGGAGCUCUACUGAGUCGUACUGCACUACCUGACAGAAGCUCUUCUCUCUCUAUGUCUUUUUUUUUUUUUUUUUUUUCCUUGAGAAAACUGAUUUUCACAGUGCAGAAAUGUAGAUAAACCUUUAAAAAAUAAAAUCAAGAAUUAAUUUCAGCUUUUGGA
Messenger RNA from Vidua chalybeata, 13717 nucleotides. RefSeq names its product vacuolar protein sorting 13 homolog D (gene VPS13D). The transcript is spliced from 70 exons. The coding region runs from base 108 to 13271 and encodes 4387 amino acids. The record is from RefSeq and is a predicted model, not a curated record. NCBI's taxonomy places the organism in Eukaryota, Metazoa, Chordata, Aves, Passeriformes, Viduidae. Gene Ontology annotation, molecular function: protein binding. Gene Ontology annotation, biological process: mitochondrion organization; protein retention in Golgi apparatus; protein targeting to vacuole. Gene Ontology annotation, cellular component: extrinsic component of membrane.